ACCGCUCUUCCGCCCAGUCACCAAAACACAACCUUACGACGGCCUGCUCCCAGGGUGCUCGAGAACUGCUGUUCGCCAUUACACUAGGUGUGCUUCUAAUUUUUGCAACGUUGCUGCUGCUCCUAGGCAUACAAGUAUGCGUGAGCCCUCGGUCACGAUUGUUAAGUCCUGGUUUCCAAUGUUCUCCCGCGUCGUUGAUCCGUCUCCUCUCACACAUCCAAACGUUUCUGGGUACGUGUCUGUCGAACGUUACGCCUCUCACGACUCUGCACGCUUCCGUGCCACUUCUCCAGUACCACGCAAUGCAGCCUGUCCGAACGUUGAUCGACGCUGUUGCGCUCUCUUUCAACGACAGUGCUGCUUCCGCCACCUGAUGCGGCAUGCGAUGCGUUACCUAUGCGAUAAGAUCCAUGGACGAGAGCAAUCUGCCAGCUCGAAGCAUCGAUUGUUGAUACUAUACCCGAAAACCGUUCAGACGAGAGCUUGCACGUGUACGUUUUCACGGUGUCGAGUACCCACCGGCCGCCUCCGAUGUAGCGGUGGAAGCCCUGCGGUUUUCUCCACACAGCCACCGCCGCUACCCGCCUCAUCGAUGCAUCAAAGCCGCGAGCUGACCCCGAGCCGCAUAAUCUCACCUGCUGAGUAUUCUCAUCUUCUCUAAGACUGGUGUAUAUCUUGAACACCGUCCUCUUUGGUCCGGCAAGGCAGACGAGUGCUGCUGAGCCGCAUCCAUCCAGCCUCACCACACGUGACCUCCGGUGAAUCGAGCACACCCGCAGACAUCUACCAGCUUGACCAUCCGAUACUAUCGAGUGUUGAUCA
This is a messenger RNA of Mytilinidion resinicola, 822 nucleotides long. RefSeq lists its product as uncharacterized. NCBI's taxonomy places the organism in Eukaryota, Fungi, Ascomycota, Dothideomycetes, Mytilinidiales, Mytilinidiaceae. The record is from RefSeq and is a predicted model, not a curated record. Bases 137 to 661 code for a protein of 174 amino acids. The transcript has a single exon.